AUGGUUGAAUCCGAUAACAUUGAUCACACCGGGUCAGAGGUGGUUCCCAACACUUCUACUGUGAACAUCCAUAAAGUCGUCGCAGGACAGUAUUCGAAUCUGGAUUUACGAAACAGAGUAGUGUGUUGUCUCCGUGACUUACUGCACGUAGUUCAGUCAUCCUAUCAUGAAGAUGUUGUCGAACUAAAUUUUAUACAAACUGGUUCUCUUCUAAUCGAGUUUUAUGAAUGGAGGAGAAAAAAAACGCAAGAAUUGAUGCAAGCGCUGUGCUCAGGUCAUCUUGAUCCUGAGGACCUCUCCUUGAUCAGUGAUUACAUGUCGGGCCAUGUCACAAGUGAUGCCAUUUUCCCACCGAAUGGGGCUUUUCCUCCUUGUUUGGGUUCUCAACUGGUCGCUUUAGAAAAUGACUCAGAGGAUGACGAAGACGAACGUCGGUUGGACGAGAAUUCCCUACUGAAAUGUGCAACGGAAGAAGUAAACAUUCUCAAACGUGUCCUUGAACUCAAACGGAAUGGCUUAUGGUCAACUGAUGAUUCGUCUUGUGGAAAAACCGAAUCCGGCUGCAUCGAUAUCUCAACCAAUAUUUCUUUAGUUCCACCUUCUGAACCAUCAUGUCGUACUUACAGUGAUUAUAUGUUUGCGGAAAUCAAUUGGCUAGCUGAGGAUUUUAAGCGUGAGCGUCAAUGGAAACGGGUGUCCGCCAAGAAACUUGCUCUAACUGCUCUCAAAUGUUAUCGAGAUAAAAGUGAACGAGCGUUGAGAAUCGAAAAGGAGGAGGUGAUCCGUAUUCGAAAAAUGUGUGCAUUUAUUGCGAGGAUGGUUCGUGAUUGGUGGCGUCAAAUGGAUAAGAUUGUUCAAGCUAAGCAACAAGUACGACUAACAGCUAAACGUCAACAAGCCAUUAGUUCACAUCUUGGACAAGUACUUGAAACAACUGAGGAGUAUACUCGUUGGUUAACCGAAGGAAUCACUAGUUGUAAACCGAAGGAAAGUAAUGUUAGUAGUAUUAAAUCAUCUGUAGACGAUAAUCAAAACGAAAAUACUUCAGAUACUGGACAACAUAUUCUGAAGUCCCCUGUUGAGGAACCUGACAUCUCGGAUGAAGAGUUCACUGUAAAUGAAGUGGCUUUCAAUGAAGUUGAAGAUGAUGAAGAAACUAUAGAGCAAGAAGAAAAACUCGCUUUAGAAGGUCAACAUGGUUCUGAAAUUUCUACAGCUGUGGAGCUUGAACAACUAGCAGCUGAUGCCGAUUGUCCAUUAGAAGACCUUUUACCUCCUGGAUAUCUCGAAUUCAUCACAUCAAAUUCAUCGGUAAAUUCAGAAGAACAAAACUCGUCAGUUAGUAAGGUUAAGGAUUCUGACGAACCACAUAGUAGGAAAAUAAUAGAAGGGGAUACAGUUACAUGCUCCUCUGAAAUUCCCAAUGAGUGUCAGUAUCCAGAGAAAAAUGAAGAAAUUAAUCAUGAAACUGAUAUAUCUAUGUUUGAAAAGAAAUUAGAUACGCUUACAUUAGAAGCAAUUAUACCAGUGAAAGAAAAAACUGUCGUUUGUGUUAAUAAGAAUGAGCACAACCUCGAACUCGCCUCAAACGUGUUCGAUGUUGAGUCAAAUUCACAAUCUCUAAUAACUAACGAGAUUGAAGAUGCUGAUAAUAAGGUGAAAAUGUCACCCUCAAAUGUAAACGAGUGUUCAUCUGUAAUAUGUGAUUCUGAAGUAUCACUAAGAAAGCUUAUGGAUUAUGAUAAAAAUGCUAAUUCAACGGAAUCUGGUAAUAAUGCUAAUGUAGUCUCCACUAUGAAUAUGUGUGAAGAAACACUAAAGUCAUCCCGUCAAACAUCUGCAGACAAGCAAAAUACUGAGUCCACAACCAAUGAAAGAAUGAAUGCUUCUUCAGGAGUUGGUUUGGCAACUAUAUCUCCGCCCUUUUUGCUCUCCGGUGGAAAUCUUAGGGAAUAUCAGUUAGUUGGCUUGUCUUGGCUAGUCGCCACUUAUGAUAAGCGUCUAAAUGGAAUCCUCGCUGAUGAAAUGGGUCUUGGUAAAACUAUUCAAACGAUUUCACUACUCGCAUAUCUAGCUUGUGAACGAGGAGUUUGGGGACCUCAUUUGAUUGUUGUUCCAACUAGUGUUAUUCUUAAUUGGGAGGUGGAAUUUAAACGUUGGUGUCCAUCUUUCAAGAUUCUGACUUAUUUUGGCAGCUUGAAGGAAAGAAAAUAUAAAAGGAAGGGGUGGACCAAAACAAAUGCUUUUCACGUAUGCAUAACAUCAUACAGAUUAGCUAUUCAAGAUGCAAUCGCUUUUAAACGUAAAAAGUGGAAAUAUCUCAUUUUAGACGAGGCUCAAAACAUAAAAAAUUUCAAAUCUCAACGUUGGCAAACUCUACUUACUUUCAAUAGCCAGCGACGUUUACUCCUUACUGGUACACCACUACAGAAUUCCCUAAUGGAACUCUGGUCCCUGAUGCAUUUUCUAAUGCCAAACAUAUUCCAAUCCCAUAGAGAUUUUCAAGAAUGGUUUGCCUCACCUAUUACUGGAAUGAUUGAAGGGAAUACUGACCAUAAUGAAUUACUCGUUCAGAGGCUCCAUAAAGUUCUCCGCCCUUUUUUAUUGCGGCGUCUCAAAGCAGAUGUUGAGCGUCAACUUCCAAAGAAGUACGAGCAUGUUAUCAUGUGUAGAUUAUCAAGAAGACAACGAUUUUUAUAUGAUGACUUCAUGUCACUUGGAAGCACUCAAGAAACCUUAAAAUCUGGACAGUUCCUAUCAGUUAUGAACAUACUUAUGCAGCUACGAAAAGUUUGCAACCACCCAAAUCUGUUCGAAACGAGACCAAUCAUAUCUCCGUUUCGGGUCGCCGACUCCUAUCUAACAUAUUCUCUUCCAAGAUUGCUGGUAUCCAUUUGCCAUCCCUUCUUAGUAUUUGCUCCGAGUUCAAAUGGUAGCCAAAGUGUUUUUGGAUCUGCUUCAGCAUUUUCUGAUCCUGAUUUAGAUUGGUUAGAUACCGCAGGAUCAGUUGCUCGUUUAUUGGGACAAACAAUGAAUUUAGUCGAAAUGGCUCGGGAUUUACCAGGCUUUGUUGCAAGACGAUGUCAUCAAUUGCGUGCUCGAGAAGACUUGAUUACCGUUAUUGACUCUAGUGAUGUAAUCGAUGAUGUCACUUCUCAGAGGAUACAGUUUAACGAAUUGAAGAAAUCCCGAAAAUCUCAAGGAGAAUAUUUGAACAGAGCUCCUUUAUUUGAUUCAAAGUGCUUUGAGCAUUUUGAUGACCAUUAUCCUGCACUUUCAUCUCCUGCUAAUCUCAAACCAGUUGUAGUUAAAGUUGAUUUCCCGAAAAACGCAUGGGAUAUUGGUAUCCCAAAGUCCUGUUUACGUCGUCGUUUUCUUGAACGACGUGAAAGAUUACUCUUGAUGAGUCGAAUCAAUGAACGCCGUUGUGAUUUGACGUUUACAUCACAUUCAAAUGAUAUAGGAAUGUAUUGGGACCAUGGAACUCACAUUGGUCCAGAUUUGGUUUUGCUCAUUAAUCGUUUGAUGCUUGAAAAAUCUGUCAAGACACUCCAAAAUGUUCACAUAUAUCCGGGUCUCAUUAAUGGUGCAGUUUACUGUCAACAGAGCCUGCAUACUUGGCCAGUAAGAAGCUGUCCUCUAAUCAGUGGUAUGAGUUCUAUGGUUGACCAAUUAUCCUGUUUUGAAAGUAAUGUACAACAUAUGAGUUUACUAAGUGUGGAACCGAUUUGCUCUAGACGUAUGUCUUGGCUUCGAUCAUCUCGUUGUCUUCGAGAGAUGUUGCACAGCCCCGGUGAUUAUUUAAAUGAUUUACGUGAAAUUCUGAAAAGGUUCGUUUUUGUAGUGCCUGCUGUUAUAUCAUCGGGUUUUACACUUCAAGUUUCCUACCAUGCUCUGGAACAUCAAGUUUUCAAUCAAGAAAUUCGAAUUCGAGAUAUGCUUUUAACCUCAGGUUGUUUACAUCCUUCAUGUUUUCCUGUAAACUCUUUUGAAUUUCAUGAUCGAAAAACCUUGGACCGUUCAAUACCUUGGAGUCCUCAAAUGUGGUUAAUGCCAUCAAAGUUACAUCAGUUGGUUAUGUCCUGUCGUAUUCAGUUUCCUGAUCCACGUCUGAUACAGUAUGAUUGUGGAAAACUGCAACGACUUAAUAGUUUGUUACGUGAACUUAAGUCAGGCAAUCAUCGAGUGCUUAUUUUCACUCAAAUGGCACGAAUGUUAGAUAUUCUAGAACAGUUUUUAGCUUACCAUGGACAUCGUUAUUUGCGUUUGGAUGGGACCACAAAAGUUGAACAGCGUCAAGUUUUAAUGGAGCGUUUUAAUCAGGAUAGUCAGAUUUUUGUAUUUAUACUAUCUACUCGCUCUGGUGGUCUAGGAAUCAACUUAACGGGAGCUGACACAGUUAUAUUUUAUGAUUCAGAUUGGAAUCCUACCAUGGAUGCUCAAGCGCAAGAUAGAUGCCAUCGAAUCGGGCAAACUCGUGAUGUUCAUAUUUACCGCUUGAUAAGUGAAAGAACAGUGGAAGAAAACAUAUUACGUAAAGCUAAUCAGAAACGCUUCCUUAGUGACGUUGCAAUUGAAGGUGGCAAAUUCACCACAGCUUUUUUCAGACAAAACACCAUAACAGAGUUAUUUGCAGAGCCGUCCGGACUUCAGGAUUUAACAAAAAUGAAAGAACCAGCUACCCUCACAGAUACUUCUCCACAUUUGCAACCUGACAAAAAAUGCAUGGAUCCUAAUUCUGAAACUCCAGUUGUAAUUACUCGUAGUGGCCGACAGGUUCAUCCUACUGGUUGUAUUUUAAAGCCAACUUCUACUUUCCCAUGUGAUACCAAUGCUAAUGAAUCUGUAGGUCUUACAUCGAGUUCUGAAGCCCAGUUGGAAGCUCUACUUGAUGCUUGUGAAGAAGAAAGUGAUCGUAUCGCUGCUAGACGUGUAUUGGAUGAAGCAAAAGCAGACUUGGCAGAAUUCGAAGAAAAGUCACCUAAUAAUGAGGACAACAAUGAUGCUAUCAAUGCAGGUGAUAACAAUGAUUCGAAUAUUCCUUGUGUAAAAGAAAUAGAACCACUUUCGUAUCUUCGAAAUUGUCUUCAGCAAUCUGACGAAGACAAUACUACACCACAGAAUACCAAAGAUACGACAGAAACGAUCGAGCAAAUUGUGGAACGUGAGUUACUUGGCUUCGAAUCUCAAUUAAAACCUGUUGAGCGAUUCGGAGUUCGGCAAGUUGAAGAACAGAGAGAACAUAUGUUGAAUGAACAGUUAGAUAUGGCUGAUGCAGAAUUGAUGGAGUCUGAGAAGGUAUGGCAUCUUGAAAAACUGAAAGCUUUACACGAGGCAGACGAACAGCGAGCGGAUUUGGAAGAUGAUGACAUGUUUUACUGUUGCGGUAAAUAUGAUCUCUCCAGCCAAUUAGCUGAAUUGGAACGUUUAGAACGAAUCCGAGCGGAGGAAACUAAUGAUGCAGAUGCAUCGAUUAACCUUUUGGAUACUGGACAGAUAUUUUCAAGUGGGCGGUUUAAAUACUCGAGAAAGCGACCGUAUGGUUCAUCAUCAACUGGACAUAAAGUGCAAGCUCCCCAGGUUGUAAGUCCAGACGUCUCACGGACAAACAAGUCGACAAAGUCUGCUGGUGUUGGCAAGUUGAGUAAACGACUGAAGUUGGAUAAACCAAAGAAGCCAAUAGAUAUCACAUUUGUUUGUGACAAUGAAAAAGACGAAAUAGAGAUCAAUCAAGAUAUUACUAAGAGAAACAAAUCUACGGAUCAGUUAACACAAAUUGAUAUUACUGAAAGUAAUAAAAGUGGGAUUGAGGCGUUUGAGGAGAAAACGCAUUUUCCACCGAUGGUCCAUAACAAAAGAUUUCAUAAAUCUGAUAUUCUUCGAAAUAAUAAUUUUCAUAUACGUAGUAAUCAUCCUCAAGCUAAAACUGGUGCAUUUUCACAGAAGAAAAUAAUAUCUUCCAGUAAACUCGGGAAAAAUUAUUUAUCGUCUCGUUCGUGUCUGGUUCCAAAACUCUCUGAAGAAAAUGUAAACUAUGAAGGACCAGAAGAAAUUCAUCAUUUCGACCACUGGGAUCAAUUACAUUCUCAAUACACUAAAUCAUCUAUUCAAACUCAGAAAAGAACAGACAGACGAAAUGUAGAAUAUCAUCUUCCAGAUAAAGUGUUUCGAUUCGAUACUCCAAAUUCUGUGAUUUCUUCCAACCACUACGAUCUUGAAAAUGUAUCACAUGAGGAAAUUGUUGAAGCUAGCAAUUUACCCGAGUUAUCUUUCAAUCAGCAGUCCCAUAACAAUUUCUCAGACGCAUUUGAAGUUUCUGUAGGAAGUUCAACUAAACUAAAAUCCGAACGGACACCUGGUUUUCACAAUAAUGUUGCUGCUUCAGAAAGACUCAGUACUGCUGGUAUACCCUGUAGUCCGAAAUAUGUUGGACCACCAACCACCACUACUUCUGUUAUACAUUCGCAAAACAGGUACCAAAAAUCACCUGAUAUACCGUUUCGUUUUCUAAGCCCAACAACCCCGUUAGUUCAACAUCCUCCUGAGCCUAUGAUUCCCGUUCAGUCUAUUCCCGACGGAAGUCAUUUGAAUCUAACAGCAAGACAAGUACUGGUAUCAACCGGUCAACCUGUGUUCGUAAUUACCCGUCAAAUGAAGACGCCUACGGGUGAAAUUUAUCAACAACGCUUCACGCAUCCUGUUGUCCCACCACCACAGUUUACGCGCAUGGUUUAUCGAUUACAAAAACCACCGGGGAUUAUUUCUCGAACAUAUACACCUUCAGAGUCUAGUCAAAUUCAACAACCGCAACUGCCGAUCGAAUCCUCAAUAACUAGUAGACCAGCAGUUCUGAGUAGUCCUCCAGCUGAUGGCACGUUAACUGUGAAACCAGCCACUAAAACUGUAAAUGCAAGAAAUGUGUCUCCUGAUUCUGGACUACAGGAUACAGCAACCUCUGUAAAGCAGUUCGCCCAACCUCCCCGAUUUUCAGCUAAUGGCAUUAGGUGUGGAACGAGCAUUCCCGUGAUAAGAAUGAUUAAUUGUGACGCUAACAAGACGAGUCCCAUCAUACGGCUGGUCUCCCCAGAAAUAAAUCAUAUCAACAACGAUGUGACUCGUCCACAUACUUCUCAGUCUGUUCCAGCGCUAUCUAUGCCAACUAAUACUGUUCGGUUUGGCAACACCAUACGACUCAUCCCUAAUCACAUAUCUAAUCCUAAUGCACAGGUUAUUAGGUUGCAGCGUGUAGUUUCCAACUUGACGCAUCCCAAAAACACAUGA
Molecule: messenger RNA, 7281 nt
Organism: Schistosoma turkestanicum
Lineage: Eukaryota; Metazoa; Platyhelminthes; Trematoda; Strigeidida; Schistosomatidae
Source: the annotation of a GenBank genome assembly